UACAUUAUUGUGAAGCUUAGCAUGGAAGAAACAUAGGACUUCAGGCCCCCAACCCAUCUGAGCUAUUCCCUAGACCCAUUUGCUGAGUUGAAACCUCCAUCUGCGCGGCUCAAGUUUACAAAGUUUAUCAUGCAAGGAGUAGUAAGAGGGCAUAGAUCUACAUCUGUACCCAAGAAGUAUUUACCAGAAGAAGAGAAAUCAAUUCAUUUGGUUUUUUUCUAUGAUGUGGUGAUAGACAGCAAGUCAUGGAUCUACCGUCUACAUGAGCCUGAACAGUGUCUAGACGCCACGCAUGUUCAAGUAAUAUGCUUCUAUCUCCGUAUGAAAGCAGCUACGUAUCCAUACCCUGAAACGUUCUCCACUUGUGACACAUACAUCCCUGAUUAUUUGAAUAAGCUGUAUGAUAAAUACAAGGCAGGUACUGUUCAUCCUAAAGAUUCGCCCUCUGAUGGUUAUUUAGUGGAAGAAAUAGCAGGUGCAGAGGAACUCUACAUGCCACCAUUCUGGGAGUGUGAUCAUGUUUACAUACCUUUAAAUCUCUCUCAAACGCACUGGUGUUUGGUUGUUUUGGAUAUUCACAAUCACUGUUUGUGUGACACCCCGAAAAAUUGAAAUAAAAUAAAUAAAUUUUAUUAGUGAUAUAAAAUGUUACGAGAGUCACAUUUUAAUAAUUAAGGAAAUCAGAUAAAUUUUUAACACCGGUGACAUUUUUAAUCAGAUAAAAAUGUUUCAAUAAUAAAAGUGUCAUUUUAAAUUUUAAUUCAAAGAUAUCAAUUAAUAAGAUUUGUACCGUAAAACAAAGUUGCCUUUCGAACCGAACAAAGAUAUAUCAGUUAAUAAUAUGUACAUUACUAUAUAUACUCACUCGGCAUAAGAUAAUUCAUGUGUACAUUGGAUAAUGUGACAUGCAUGCCUAUUAUUAGUGCUAGUAGGUGAAUGCCAUGUGAUAUAACCCAAGUAUGCUCAGAGACCACAUGUAAGUGUCCUCCAUAUGCACCUGUCUUCCUCUCCUCAUCAUGCAUACCAAUAAUAAUACACCGCAUAUACAUGCAUAACAAUAAUUAGAGGAACAAUACUGCCAUACUCACCAAUGAGCAGGGAGUAUGAACCUGCGAGCAAGCUGCGGAAGAAGCCACGAAAAUACACACCUAUGACCUACCUAUAUAUAUACCUCCAAGGCUCGAACAACGUAACUAGCUACCUGCGCUUAUAUACGUAACAUAUAGAAACACACACACUCCUACGAAGUAUAUACGAAUUAAACAUGUGUGCCGGACUGCCGGAGGAUCGGUGGAGGGCACAAGGCCACAGCCGUCGCCAAACCACCGCCUCCAUAGCCAGGCCGCAAAGUCUCCGGGAAAUUGUGGGAAGAUGCUGCUGCUUUCCACCGGACCUCCUUCCCGUGUUCCGCCCUUUUCGCCGGUAAAGAGACCUGCUGCUCUGGAUUAACGGAGGAAGAGUUACCAGUCUAUUUCGCCGGACUACAUCUCCACCAGACUGCUUGCUGUUGAUGUCGAGAAGUCCAGAAGGGAAGAACGAACGCUGGAGUGCCGCUGCAAAAAGCUGAAACCGGACAGCCCCUACGCCGCGCGAAUAACUAACUGCCGGACCAAGCCGCUAAGCAAGCCUCCAUCACGCCGCCGCCGGAGGAAGAGAGACCUGGGAGGAACAUCUCUGGCGAGCAAGCUUUGUGCUCACCCUACUGUGUGGGUCGAACGAGGACGACGACAAAGGAGUACGGCAUACAGUGAUUAUUUAGAGACAUGAACAGAGGAAGUGAAUUAGGAGCAUCAUUUCCGAGGUAAGUUUCUCUGCCGAUCCAAAAUGGUUUUCUCGUAUUAUAUAUGUUAUUACGUGUUUAAAGUGUGAAUUUUGAAUAUGCAUUAUUUGAAGUGUCAUUAAAUUUAUAUGGGAUAUUUAAUUAAGUAUUUUUUUUAAUCACCAUUGAGAAUGAUUGGAGACUUGAGACAUAUUCUGUGUUAUGUGAUUAUUAUGUGCUAUGUGAUUAUGUUUUGAGUUUUUGAAUUAUUUAUAAGUGCUAUUUAAAGAGAUAUUAAAUCUAUAGUAUUUGAGAAAUACAAAUUAUGUACUUUUGGGGUAUUAAAUAUUUUUAAAUACCUUUUUGACUAUUUAGAGAGUUUGGAAAAUAUUUUGAAGUAUAUCUUGAUACAAGAUGAAAAUUAACAUUUUCAUAAGAGGUGAGCACCCCGGGAGAAAUCCGUGGUGUCGGUUUUUCACAUCCGGAUAAAUGUGGAGGAUGGUUAGGGCUACUACUACUUGAAGAGAACAAGUUUAGUAGUCGUUUCGAUUCAAGAGAAAGUGGUGGGAACCGGAUUCCGGGAUGAGUUCGUAGAUAACAACGACUCAUUGGGCUUCGGGCAUAAGUAUCCGAAAGUACCGCCCAUCUUAAAAGAAAGUAGGAGAUUUUGAUUUUGGAAAGAGGAAGAGUUACUAUAUUAUUUUCAAAGAAAAGUUGAGGACUUUAGUAAAGAAGUGAUUUUGAGAAAUACCAAAGAGAAAAGAAUUUUGGUGGAGUGUGUCAUUUUUAUAUAGUAUUAUAUGAAAAACUAUUUUUCGCCAAACCUGAUUAUUUUACGGGGUUGGGUAGUACUUACUUAGCUCUAAAGCUAAUUUUUGUUUUCUUUCCCCUUGUUUUGUUUUCUGCACUUUAUUUGUGCAGGUAAUGAUGACUAUGUUGAUUGAUGAUUGCAUGCGCCUGAGAGCGACGUAGAAGAUGCCUUAGUCAAACCUAGUCAAGAAUAAACACUUUAGUCACGUUGAACACUUGUUUUACUCUAUUUUGUUUUGAAAUAGCCUGUGCAUUCGGUUAAGAGAUGACCGGAUGUGGCGGUAACACCCAUUUCCCAAUUAAUGUUAUUUCCGCUGCAAAACUUUUUAUCUGUUUUGAAAGAAUAAAUCAAGUCUAUUGUUAAUAAAUCUAUUAUUUCAAGUAUUAUUUUGGGAGGGAAAAUGGGGGUGUUACAAAUUGGUAUCAGAGCCUUUGAUUUUUUAAAAUGGGGUUUCCAAACAUUUUCUAAGAUUAUCUUAAACUCUCUUUAUUUUAGUGAUACCAACAAAUUGGUAUCAGAGCAAUGGUUUUGGAGCAUUUUUCAAUGUGUUUUUUUUCCAAAAAGAUUUCUAAACAAAUUUUUCAAAGGUUUUCUAAUGUUUCUUAAAUUUCUUUAAGUAAUACCAACGAAUUGGUAUUAGAUAUUACGAUUUUCAAAUUAGGGAUUUUCAGGUAAAUGUUUUCCUUAAGUGACUAUGAUUUUCAGAAAGAUUUUCUAACAUUUUUUUUUGAAAUCUCCAAUAAGUGAUACCAACAAGUUUGUAUCAAAGCUUUUAUUUUCAAAAACAAAAUUUGAAAAUUUCCAAUUAAGAAGUGUUCUCAAUGUUUCUCCAAGAGCUAAUACCGAUUUUUUUUUAUUAAAUGCUUUUCAAUAAAAAGAAACUUAGGAAUAAUAAAUCGGAUAAAGAAAUAAUAAGAUUAGGAUCGAGUGAGCUUGUGAGAUUUUUAUUUUUGCAUGGAUUAUCAUUAUUAUUUAUAAUUCCUUUAAAUAGGCCUAUGUGCACAUUGUACGUAUGUGUGAUGUGUUUGGUUUUGAAGAAUAGAGUAUAGGAUAAUGCUUCGGGACGAAACAUCUUUUAAGGAGGGUAGAUUGUGAUACUCCAAAAAUUUAAUAAAAAGAACUUAUUAUUAACUACUCCGUAAGAUGUAAUAUCUGCUAGUUGUACUUACGGAUAUUUUCUUAGCUUAUGCUUCGGGACGAAGCAUCUUUUAAGGAGGGUAGAAUGUGACACCCCGAAAAAUUGAAAUAAAAUAAAUAAAUUUUAUUAGUGAUAUAAAAUGUUACGAGAGUCACAUUUUAAUAAUUAAGGAAAUCAGAUAAAUUUUUAACACCGGUGACAUUUUUAAUCAGAUAAAAAUGUUUCAAUAAUAAAAGUGUCAUUUUAAAUUUUAAUUCAAAGAUAUCAAUUAAUAAGAUUUGUACCGUAAAACAAAGUUGCCUUUCGAACCGAACAAAGAUAUAUCAGUUAAUAAUAUGUACAUUACUAUAUAUACUCACUCGGCAUAAGAUAAUUCAUGUGUACAUUGGAUAAUGUGACAUGCAUGCCUAUUAUUAGUGCUAGUAGGUGAAUGCCAUGUGAUAUACCCCAAGUAUGCUCAGAGACCACAUGUAAGUGUCCUCCAUAUGCACCUGUCUUCCUCUCCUCAUCAUGCAUACCAAUAAUAAUACACCGCAUAUACAUGCAUAACAAUAAUUAGAGGAACAAUACUGCCAUACUCACCAAUGAGCAGGGAGUAUGAACCUGCGAGCAAGCUGCGGAAGAAGCCACGAAAAUACACACCUAUGACCUACCUAUAUAUAUACCUCCAAGGCUCGAACAACGUAACUAGCUACCUGCGCUUAUAUACGUAACAUAUAGAAACACACACACUCCUACGAAGUAUAUACGAAUUAAACAUGUGUGCCGGACUGCCGGAGGAUCGGUGGAGGGCACAAGGCCACAGCCGUCGCCAAACCACCGCCUCCAUAGCCAGGCCGCAAAGUCUCCGGGAAAUUGUGGGAAGAUGCUGCUGCUUUCCACCGGACCUCCUUCCCGUGUUCCGCCCUUUUCGCCGGUAAAGAGACCUGCUGCUCUGGAUUAACGGAGGAAGAGUUACCAGUCUAUUUCGCCGGACUACAUCUCCACCAGACUGCUUGCUGUUGAUGUCGAGAAGUCCAGAAGGGAAGAACGAACGCUGGAGUGCCGCUGCAAAAAGCUGAAACCGGACAGCCCCUACGCCGCGCGAAUAACUAACUGCCGGACCAAGCCGCUAAGCAAGCCUCCAUCACGCCGCCGCCGGAGGAAGAGAGACCUGGGAGGAACAUCUCUGGCGAGCAAGCUUUGUGCUCACCCUACUGUGUGGGUCGAACGAGGACGACGACAAAGGAGUACGGCAUACAGUGAUUAUUUAGAGACAUGAACAGAGGAAGUGAAUUAGGAGCAUCAUUUCCGAGGUAAUGAUGACUAUGUUGAUUGAUGAUUGCAUGCGCCUGAGAGCGACGUAGAAGAUGCCUUAGUCAAACCUAGUCAAGAAUAAACACUUUAGUCACGUUGAACACUUGUUUUACUCUAUUUUGUUUUGAAAUAGCCUGUGCAUUCGGUUAAGAGAUGACCGGAUGUGGCGGUAACACCCAUUUCCCAAUUAAUGUUAUUUCCGCUGCAAAACUUUUUAUCUGUUUUGAAAGAAUAAAUCAAGUCUAUUGUUAAUAAAUCUAUUAUUUCAAGUAUUAUUUUGGGAGGGAAAAUGGGGGUGUUACAGUUUGUCUAUCUACGACUCAAGCAUACGCCGUGCUACUAAGAAACCCAAGACUGUGGAGUACAUGCGUGGCCUGAUUCAUUACCUUCCAAAGGUUGUAGCUGCACUCAAGGCCCAUCACCAGAAAACAUCAUUCAAUGAUGCUCAAUCAUACAAAUUGGAAGUCAUUAAAGAUGUACCGCAACAGGAUAAUGGGGGAGAUUGUGGUAUCUUUAUGCUAAAGUUUGCGGAGCUUCUACAGAUGGGAAUUGAUGUCAAGAAGCUUUGUCCUUCCAAGAUUCCAGAGUAUCGGGCAAAGUGGGCUCACGACCUCUAUCUAUAUGGGGACCGAAAUAAGGACGAAGUGUAGCUCCCUAAGAUGCACAUCACACUUCAUUUUAUAUAAUGUCAAUCUGCCUAGUAUAACUUAUUUUUGAAUCAUCCCGCACUGUUUGCUGUUACUUUUGUUGCACUACUGUGCACCGUUCAACUUUGAUAUUUUUUGUGAUACUCUUUCAUUGAGCCAGUAUGAACAAGUAUUUAUAUGUUUAUGACAAUACUCGUUGCAAAUCAAUACAACAGUUGGG
Messenger RNA from Cuscuta epithymum, 5871 nucleotides. NCBI's taxonomy places the organism in Eukaryota, Viridiplantae, Streptophyta, Magnoliopsida, Solanales, Convolvulaceae. The record is from the annotation of a GenBank genome assembly.